Aspergillus ibericus CBS 121593 is the source of this 1188-nucleotide messenger RNA. Its product is annotated as RTA1 domain-containing protein. The transcript has 3 exons. The record is from RefSeq and is a predicted model, not a curated record. Gene Ontology annotation, cellular component: membrane. Bases 225 to 1094 code for a protein of 289 amino acids. NCBI's taxonomy places the organism in Eukaryota, Fungi, Ascomycota, Eurotiomycetes, Eurotiales, Aspergillaceae.
GUCCGAUCGUCUCCACCAUCCGGGCAUCAGGCACAGCCAAUGGCCAGUGAAAAAGCGAAUGCGAGAACGAAACGGUUGACGCGGCGUAGCUUAGGCUCCGAUCAGAUCAACUGUGAUCUAAGAUUAACCAUGCUCAGGAGAUCAAUGCAAUAAAUGCGAGGCAUCCCCAGAUCAUGGACCGAGAACAUUAGUAGGCAAAUGGGCGAUCGACGGUGUACGCCACGAUGAGUACCUCAUACGAGCUCUACCGGUACACCCCAUCGCUGGCCGCUGCCAUUCUCUUCAUCAUCUUGUUUAUCCUCAUCACAGCCUACCAUGUCUACCAAAUGGUCCAAGCGAGGGCCUGGUAUUUUACCUGUUUCAUACUAGGCGGGAUCUUUCAAAUCAUUGGGUACAUCGCCCGGGCAGUGGCACACAGCAACACCCAAAGUGUAUCGAUCUACGCCAUCCAAGCGAUUCUCAUCCUGCUCGCACCGCCUCUAUACGCCGCAACAAUCUACAUGACCCUCGGCCGACUCAUCGCCUACGUGGACGCCGAAAGUCUCAGCCUGGUCCCGAUCCGCUGGCUGACUAUGAUCUUCGUCACGGGCGACGUCUUAUCCUUCCUCAUGCAGGGCGCCGGCGGCGGCCUCAUGUCCACCGGAACCGCGAGCGGAAUGACCACCGGCGAAAACGUCAUCAUGGGCGGAUUAGCCAUCCAGCUCAUCUUCUUCAGCGUCUUCGUGGUAGUGGCCACUCUAUUCCAUUAUAGGAUUCACCGAAACCCUACCCAAAUAUCCCGAUCCACGAGCAUUGCGCGUAUGGGCUGGCGCACCGCGAAUUGGGAGACAACGAUGGUGGGGUUGUAUAUCGCCAGUAUACUCAUUCUGAUCCGGUCGGUGUUUCGCAUGAUUGAGUAUGCGGGGGGUAAUGAUGGGUAUAUUAUGAGUCACGAGGCGUUCAGUUAUAUUUUUGAUGCGAUGUUGAUGUUCUUUGCUAUGGUGGUUAUGAGUGUGCUGCAUCCGUCUAAGGUGUUGGGUUCGGUAGGUAAGGAGCAUAAGGUUGGGUCGACGGAGAGUGUGCAGUUACGGAGGGUGUAUUCUAAUGCAGCGUGAAUGCAUGGUGAUUAUGAAUACAGCUGGAAUAUUCAAAUUUCUCUCUUGGUAAUUGAAAGUAUCUCUUGGCACUAUCAAAAAGACUGGAUUUCGG